This is a messenger RNA of Saccharomyces mikatae IFO 1815, 1473 nucleotides long. RefSeq names its product rRNA (cytosine-C5-)-methyltransferase RCM1 (gene RCM1). Bases 1 to 1473 code for a protein of 490 amino acids. Gene Ontology annotation, biological process: rRNA base methylation. Gene Ontology annotation, cellular component: nucleolus. Gene Ontology annotation, molecular function: methyltransferase activity. The record is from RefSeq and is a predicted model, not a curated record. The transcript has a single exon. NCBI's taxonomy places the organism in Eukaryota, Fungi, Ascomycota, Saccharomycetes, Saccharomycetales, Saccharomycetaceae.
AUGAAUUUUUACAGGGAUGCAACAUGGGUACUUGAAGAUAUUGAGAAGGAAGCCGCUAAGGAGAGGAUUUCUGGCUCCAUGCAGACUCUGGUACUGAAAAGCUGCAAAAGGUAUAAGCUGAAAAGUAAUCCAAAGCAUGUUUAUGCAGUUCUCGAUUCGUGUUGGAAAUACAAACCAUAUUUAGAGAAAGUAAUGAAAAAGGCCCGCAUAUUGGAAGAUAUUCCCAAGAAAAAGGGCAAACCACUCUUUUCAAGACUAACUUUGUUGUUACUAUGUCAUGAUUUGUUAAUUUCUAAACAGAAAAGAAUUCAAAUGGGUAAGCACCCCAUCAAAGAUUACGUGUUGAAGUUCAAGAGCCCAUUACAUAGCGAAAUGGUCAAAUUAAAGCUAAAAUUGAAAGUGAGGAAUUUAUCCGAGCUGGUUUUAAGUGAGGACAUCGCCAACGAUCUUCCGCCUGUUAGAUGGAUUAGGAUCAAUCCAUUAAAAUGCUAUCCAAAUGGUAAGACUGAACCAGUAUUGGCCGAGUUGAGAAAAAAAUUUACUUUGAAGGUGGAAAAAUGGUCCGAAUUAGUUCCCGAAUCUAUCUACUAUGAUGAAUAUAUACCUAACUUGUUCGGAAUUCAUCCAUCUGAUAAGAUUACCGCACAUGAACUCUAUAAGAAUGGGAAAAUUAUCAUUCAAGACCGUGCCUCUUGUUUUCCUGCUCACAUUUUGAACCCGGGACCGAAUGAUAUUGUAAUAGAUGCCUGCUCUGCUCCAGGUAACAAGACGACUCAUACCGCUUCCUAUAUAUGUUCUGAACCGCCAAAAGACAGCAGAACUCGAAUAUACGCUUUCGAAAAAGAUCCAGAAAGAGCAAAAAUUUUGCAAAAAAUGAUCAAGAUAGCCGGAUGUUCUUCCAAUAUUGAUGUCAGUGUAGGUGAUUUUACAAAGCUUGCUACUCCCGAAAAAUUUAAGGAUGCUACUGGUUUUAUUGUAGACCCAAGUUGCUCUGGUAGUGGUAUAUUUGGUCGUAAAUUUUUUGACUCACUUAACAGAAAAAAGAUGGAUGAUAAGGAUGAUGACAAUGACAUCGUGCCGGAUGAGCAAGAGGAGUUCAUGGCGAAGGAAGAAUUACAAACGAGAUUAGCGAAACUAAGCUCAUUCCAGUUCCAAAUGGUCAAGCAUGCAAUGAGUUUUCCUGUGGCUAAAAAAAUAGUGUACAGCACUUGUUCCAUUCAUGCGGAGGAAAAUGAACGUGUGGUAAUAGACCUUCUUUUAGAUAAGGCCGUUCAAGAAUGGGGUUGGAGAGUAGCACCAAGAAGUGAAGUUAUUCCCUUUUGGCCUAGAAGAGGCAAAGUAGAAGAGUUCGAAGAAGUUUUCAGAGAAGGAGCCGCCCAUGACCCUCAAGAGCUUGCCGAGGGUUGCAUCAGAGCACUACCGAAAGAUGAUGGAGGCAUUGGUUUUUUUGCUGUCUGUUUUGAAAGGAAGUAA